Molecule: messenger RNA, 389 nt
Organism: Staurois parvus
Lineage: Eukaryota; Metazoa; Chordata; Amphibia; Anura; Ranidae
Source: the annotation of a GenBank genome assembly
CAACAACUACACCUUCCACAGUGUCCCUUAAGUGCCACCUAUCAGUGCCAGUCAGUGCCGCCUAUCAGUGCCUGUCAAUGCCGCCUAACAGUGCCAGUCAGUGCCGCGUAACGGUGUCAGUGCUCACUAAUGCCACCUGCCAGUGCCCAUCAGUGCCACAUCAAUGCCACAUAUCAGUGCCUACCAGUACACAUCAAUGCCACAUAUCAGUGCCCAUCUGAGCUACCUUUCAGUGUCACCCAUCAGUGCCAGUCAGUGCCACCUAUCAAUGCCAAUCAGUGCCACCUAUCAGUGCUGCCAAUCAGUGCCACCUAUCAGUGCCAGUUAGUGGCGCCUAUCAGUGCACAUCAGUGCCACCUAUCAGUGCCUGUCAGUGCCGCCUAACAGUG